Molecule: messenger RNA, 3088 nt
Organism: Neodiprion fabricii
Lineage: Eukaryota; Metazoa; Arthropoda; Insecta; Hymenoptera; Diprionidae
Gene: PAN3
Product: PAN2-PAN3 deadenylation complex subunit PAN3
Exons: 10
Coding region: 418-2484 (688 amino acids)
Biological process (GO): nuclear-transcribed mRNA poly(A) tail shortening; mRNA processing; protein phosphorylation
Cellular component (GO): PAN complex; P-body
Molecular function (GO): protein kinase activity; ATP binding; poly(A) binding
Source: RefSeq, a predicted model, not a curated record
AGGACAGCUGCGAUCGAAGUAAGAGCAGCAAGUUGUCCGUGAGUGUAGACAAGUGUAGCAUAAAAACACAGUGAGAUCGGUAUCACGGAGUACGCUUUCACCUUUGUCUGCGGGAAGGAAAAAUGUUUUGAACGGGUUUACAAGUCGAACAUAUUGGAAAAAAAUAGAAGCAGCACUGUUAAAGAAUAAAAAAUAAAAAAAUAAAAAAAAAGAACAAAAAAAAACGAAAAGAGAAACUUGAAAUUAUCCUGAGAAAUUUUAGAAAAAUGGAGUAAAAGAAAGACUGGAUAUGAAAUUAAAUAACUUAGGUGAUAAUAAACAGAAGCAAUUUUCCAGUGUGUUAAAUGAAGCGAAAGAUAUUCUUCGACGCAGCUUCAAUUGUCUAGAGACGAAGUUGCCUGCCUACGCGAGGUGAAAAUGCGACGUCCGUCGAAAGGCAGUAAAACCGUGUCGAUAAAGAACUUUCAUAGGCAGGCUAGCUUAACGUUGGAAGUCUUGGAAAUUCUCUCUCUAGUGACAACGGAAGAUAAAGAAAGAAAGAACAACUCUGGUAGCUGCGAAAUUUUUAACAACGAGGACUUCAAAAGUACGAAGGCGGGAGGAUCGAAAAAUCUAACGGAAAACGGAACGGUGGUCAAUGCGGUGGAUGGAAGAGAGAUGGAUCCGUCAAUGUUCGUCACUUACACCCCUCAAACAAAUGGAGUCCCACAGGAGUCCAAACUUGCAACCUACAUGAACUGCCAAAGCUCUGGAGUUGCCCUAAACACAGCUGUAGUGACAAAACAUCUCUCCGGCCUUUCGCUGGAUGCACAAAAAAAAACUACUACCAGUCCGGAAUUUGUGCCGGGACGAGGAAUUGCAGGUAGCAAUAGUAGCUCGCCAAAUAUAUUCAACAGCUCCUAUCAUUCCCAGGAGAAUGUCGGAGGAACAACUUAUUUCUACCUCGGGACGUCGACAACGGAAAAUGUGUCAAGCGAAGAAGGAGUCGAAGCUAUUGGAACCGCUGGCGCAAGUCAGAUAGGAUACGUUUAUCCAGGGACCCCCUCUCACCUGCAGACUGCCAAAGCAGCAAAAUCUCCCGCAUCGAGUAGUCCCUCGGCUCCUUCGACGCCCCCUCCACAGGCCGUUCCGAGUUUUUUUGUCAGCGAAGGCCUGCGACUGGACAUUCUCCAAAAAAAUGCACUAACGUUAGCUCAGCCAGACCCGGUGCAGUUUCCAGAUUUGCCAAACGAAGUAGAUAACUACCAUGAAUUAUGCCCUCUCGAACCCAUCCAUAAAUCCACAUCGACUGUCCUCGGCUAUCAAACCUCCACGUACAAAGCGACCAGUUUGAAAACCGGGACUCGCUAUUGCCUGCGCCGAGUACACGACUUUAGACUUGCCAAUACAAAAUGUAUGGUCUUGGUCGAUAUGUGGAAGCGGUUGACGCACACUAAUUUGGUCCAACUGCGAGAAGUCUUCACCACCAAGACCUUUGGUGAUCAUUCCAUGGUAUUCGUCUACGACUACCACCCUGGGUCCGAGACGCUCUUGAACAAACACUUCUCUGCUACCGAGCUCAACGGUUACUCAGAUCCGUUUUCGUCCGACCCCAAUGCUCCCCGUCCUUACAGCCACACAAAGAACACCAUAUUGAGACAACAGCACAGCAGUAUGCUACCAGAAAGCGUUAUUUGGAACUACAUUAUACAGCUGACAGCUGCUCUCCGGGUUAUUCACGCAGCUGGUAUUGCGUGUAGAUCUCUGGACCCUACAAAGAUAAUUCUCUCGUCACGAAGUCGGCUGCGUCUUAGCUGCGUCGCGAUUCCCGACGUCGUGACGUUUGACGGUACAGCUGCGAAUCCGUUGGCACUAAUGCCGCAUUAUCAGCAAGAAGACUUGCUCGCAUUAGGAAAACUUGUGCUAGCUUUGGCUUGCCGUAGUCUCCUAGCGGUGCAUCGUGACAACAUGCAGGCCUCCCUGGAACUGGUCGCUCGCACCUACUCGUCUGAUCUCAGAAACCUUAUAUUGUACCUGCUAUCUUCUCAGCAGCGGAGAAGCGUCACUGAUUUAAUGCCAAUGAUUGGAGCUCGGUUUUAUACUCAACUCGACGCCGUCCAUCUUCGUUCAGACGUUCUGGAAGAUGAACUUGCCAAAGAGCUAGAAAACGGCAGAUUGUUCAGACUACUCGCAAAACUGGCGACCAUCAACGAACGGCCAGAGCUGAACAUGGAGCCGACGUGGGCUGAAACCGGCGACCGUUACAUGCUGAAACUGUUCAGAGACUACGUGUUCCAUCAAGUAGCGGCGGAUGGAAGACCGUGGUUGGACAUGGCCCACGUUGUAUCUUGUCUGAACAAACUCGACUCUGGAUCUCACGACAAGAUUUGCCUGAUGUCGCGGGAUGAGCAAAGCGUAUUGGUCGUUAGUUACGCCGAGUUGCGACAGUGUUUGGAAAUGUCAUAUGCCGAGGUUGUGCAUUCUGCGAAGCUGGACGCCGCCUAGGCAAUAAAAAAAGCAUUGAGUCCAACAGCGGCACAACAGCAUAUACUCCGAACCAUCAUUGUGAUAUCAACAGUUAGCGCUACUACAAUUUCUACAUUACUCAGGAUCGAGGAUGAUCCAGAGUUGUGGACAUGGAUUUGGAAGUUCCGGACAAGUCGAAGCGGAUGGUGACGCGUGGAGUGAGCUUUUUGAUGUGUUUUUGAGAUUAAAAACGAAAUAAGAAAAUAACAAUAUAAGGAAAGGGAUGAAGGAAUAAAAGGAAGGGGAGACGACGAAGAAUAACGGCCCAAAGGAACGCAUCGAUUGAUGAUGCGUUAAUUUGAAUAUAAAAUAGGUACAGAAGAAAAUCAUUAAAUGAUGUAAAAAUCGAAAUAAUAGUACAUAUUUCAACAUUCAAUGAAAUCCGCUAUGUCGCUACAUAUACGUAUGUACACACAAACACACAGAACUUAAUCAUGCGCUAAAAUCUUAAAAUGAUACUACUACAACCUAAUACACGGAGACUCAACACAGCCUGUGUAUAGGAUAGAGAUCAUAGGUUUUAGGAUACAGCUGGUAAGCAUUAAUUUUGAAAUAAAUGUUUAUUUUUGAAAGCAAUCUUAAA